Molecule: messenger RNA, 1374 nt
Organism: Suhomyces tanzawaensis NRRL Y-17324
Lineage: Eukaryota; Fungi; Ascomycota; Pichiomycetes; Serinales; Debaryomycetaceae
Gene: DIE2
Product: dolichyl-P-Glc:Glc(2)Man(9)GlcNAc(2)-PP-dolichol alpha-1,2- glucosyltransferase
Exons: 1
Coding region: 1-1374 (457 amino acids)
Biological process (GO): dolichol-linked oligosaccharide biosynthetic process; protein N-linked glycosylation
Cellular component (GO): endoplasmic reticulum
Molecular function (GO): dolichyl pyrophosphate Glc2Man9GlcNAc2 alpha-1,2-glucosyltransferase activity
Source: RefSeq, a predicted model, not a curated record
AUGCCACUUGUCACCACGGGGUUUUUACCCGCCAGAAUCACGCUGGAGGACGUUGCCGGCAUAUUCUUCCUUAUCUUCUGCGCAAUCGUGCAUCGCAGGGUCUCACUGGUCGUUGAUCAGCCGUUCAUAGACGAGAUCUUCCACCUUCGCCAAUGCCAGGUGUACUGCAAGGGCGACUACUUCAACUGGGACAACAAGAUCACCACCCCACCCGGCCUUUAUGUUCUCGGGACGCUCUACGCUCGCGCAUUGCAGCUAUUGGGCAUGGCCAACGCCUGUGACAGCUAUGGCGUGCUCCGGUCCCUUAACUUGGUGGGUGGACUAUUCGUGCUUCCAAGAGCAUUGAGAAAGUUCCGCAACAUCGACAAGGGCCAGUUCUGGACCUAUAACGUGGUAUCGCAAUCCCUAAUGUUUCCCUACUACUUUUUGUUCUACACCGAUAUCUGGUCCACCAUCUUCAUUGUGAUGUCGUUGUCGUGGGCAGUGAGCAGACCUUCUAGCGCUGUCCGCUGUGGUGUGUAUGGCUUCGUCAGUUUGUGGUUCAGACAGACCAACAUUGUUUGGUUGGCCUUCGUGAUGUCGGUAUUAAUCGACCGGAAAAUCGAGACCCAGCACAACGAACAAUUAUCAUUUGGUGCUCGCAUCGUCAAAUUCAUCCAAAAAAUGGUUGAGGAAUGGACUCAAUUGGUCCCUUUUGCCAUAAACUUCGGGUUAUUUGGUGUCUUCUUAGUGGUUAAUGGUGGGAUCACUUUUGGCGACAAGGAAAACCACGAGAUAAACGCACACAUAGUCCAAGUAUUAUACUGCUUCACCUUCAUCACUUUCUUCACCUGGCCGGUGUGGCUCUCCAAACGGGUAAUAACUCGCUACAUUAGCUUCAAUUUUCAAAAUUAUGGGUUCAACUUGUUGUUGAACGGACUCCUGAUGGCUUUGAUCAAGCACAUCAUUGAUAAUUACACUGUGGUACAUCCAUUCCUUUUGGCAGACAACAGACAUUACACAUUCUACAUCUUCAAGAAAUUGAUCAGUCACCGUUACAGUCAAUUUAUUUCUAUUCCAUUGUAUCAUUUCUGUACAUGGAACAUUAUCACAUCUCUAAAUCAAUCUAAAAGACUUAGCUUAAGUCCAAUCACAAUCAUAACAUACUUGGGGGCGAUCUGCCUCACAAUCAUCCCUUCACCCCUCUUCGAACCAAGGUACUACAUCGUGCCAUUGAUUGUGUACCGGUUGUUCAUCAAACCAUCAGGAACUCAAAGGCCCAAGCUAGAAUUUCUUUGGUUGAAUGGAAUCAAUUUGGUGAUUAUGGCAGUAUUCUUCAAGUAUGAGUUCACCUGGAUCAGUGAACCUACUAGUGUACAAAGAAUAAUCUGGUAA